Messenger RNA from Cricetulus griseus (Chinese hamster), 1580 nucleotides. NCBI's taxonomy places the organism in Eukaryota, Metazoa, Chordata, Mammalia, Rodentia, Cricetidae. The record is from RefSeq and is a predicted model, not a curated record.
AUGAUGACAACGGGGUGCUCAAUGGCAACUGGAGUGAAAAUUAUUUCGACGGUGCCAACCCUGCAGAGUGGACUGGCAGUGUGGCCAUCCUAAAACAGUGGCAUGCCACCGGCUGCCAACCAGUGCGAUAUGGGCAAUGCUGGGUCUUUGCUGCUGUCAUGUGCACAGGUUGGGGUGAUGAGGUGCCUGGGGAUCCCCACCCGUGUGAUCACCAACUUUGACUCCGGCCAUGACACAGAUGGGAACCUGAUCAUAGAUGAGUAUUACGACAACACAGGCAGGAUUUUGGAGAAUAUGAAGAAGGACACUGUCUGGAAUUAUCAUGUGUGGAAUGAGUGCUGGAUGGCACGCAAGGACCUCCCUCCUGGAUAUGGAGGUUGGCAGGUGCUGGAUGCUACACCCCAGGAAACCAGCAAUGGUCUCUACUGCUGUGGCCCUGCUUCUGUCAAAGCCAUCAAAGAGGGAGAAGUGGAUCUAAACUAUGACACAUGCUUUGCGUUUUCCAUGGUGAAUGCUGACUGCGUGUCCUGGCUUGUCUAUGGAGGGAAGGAGCAGAAACUUCACCGGGACACAGCUACUGUUGGGAAUUUUAUCAGUACUAAGAGCAUCCAGAGUGAUGAGCGGGAUGAUAUCACAGAGAGCUACAAGUAUGAAGAAGGCUCCCUUCAAGAGAGACAGGUGUUUCUAAAGGCUCUACAGAAGCUAAAGUCUGUAAGGUCUCAAGGGUCCCACCAAGGAGACUUGAAUCCCUUCAGCUCCAUGCCACCAAGGAGCCUGGAUACACCUUCCCUUCGACCCAGUGAUGUUGUCCAGGUCUCUCUGAAGUUUGAGCUGCUUGACCCACCCAAUAUGGGCCAAGACAUAAACUUUGUCCUGUUGGCUGUCAACUUGUCACCUCAGUUCAAGGAUCUCAAACUCAAUUUGAGUGCCCAGUCUCUGUUGCAUGAUGGCAGCCCCCUGGCCCCAUUCUGGCAGGAUGUAGCAUUCAUCACACUGUUCCCUCAAGAAGAAAAGACCUACCCUUGCAAAAUCCUCUACUCCCAGUACAGCCAGUAUCUGUCAACAGACAAGCUAAUCCGCAUCAGUGCCCUGGGUGAAGAGAAGAACAGUUCUGAGAAAAUCCUGGUGAACAAGAUCAUCACCCUGACUUUCCCAGGCAUCGUGAUUAAUGUUCUAGGAGCAGCCUUUGUGAAUCAGCCACUCACUGUCCAGGUGGUCUUUUCAAACCCACUCUCAGAGCCAGUUGAGGACUGUGUGCUGACCUUGGAAGGAAGUGGCCUCUUUAAGAAGCAGCAGAGAGUUCUCAUUGGAGUCCUCAAACCCCAUCACAAAGCCAGCAUCACUCUGAAGACUGUCCCUUUCAAGAGUGGCCAAAGGCAGAUCCAAGCUAAUCUGAGGAGCAAUAAGUUUAAAGACAUCAAGGGUUACAGGAAUGUGUACGUUGACAUUGGCUUAUAAACAGGGCUGGAGAGGUGGCUCAGCAGUUGAGACCAUGGGUUGCUUUUGUAAAGGACUUGGGUUAGAUUUCCCAGCCCAUUACCAUCUGUAACCCUACUUCCAGGGGAUCCAAUCAACACGCA